Lachancea lanzarotensis is the source of this 537-nucleotide messenger RNA. RefSeq names its product LALA0S03e01442g1_1 (gene YFH1). Gene Ontology annotation, molecular function: iron chaperone activity; ferric iron binding; 2 iron, 2 sulfur cluster binding. The transcript has a single exon. Gene Ontology annotation, biological process: intracellular iron ion homeostasis; iron incorporation into metallo-sulfur cluster. The coding region runs from base 1 to 537 and encodes 178 amino acids. NCBI's taxonomy places the organism in Eukaryota, Fungi, Ascomycota, Saccharomycetes, Saccharomycetales, Saccharomycetaceae. The record is from RefSeq and is a predicted model, not a curated record. Gene Ontology annotation, cellular component: mitochondrion.
AUGCAAGCACUAAGGAGAAGUUUAGCCGUGCAACGCCGUUUCUUGUUGCGGAAACCCGCUACAUCAUCGUUGAUGCAGUGGCGUAUGCCACUGCAUCGUACGUUGGCGUCCAGACCUUCUGGCAGUUCUACGGCUUCUACAAAUGCUACGGGUGGACCGGGCUCUACAGAUGGCCAGGCUGUGCCAGCCGAGGUAUUAUCACUCAACAUGGACGUAUACCACACCCGUUCAGACCUGUUUCUGGAGGCCCUUCAGGACCAACUCGAAGCUCUUGGCGACGAGUAUCCACAACUUCUGCCGGACAUUGAGCUAACACAGGGCGUCAUGACCGUGGUAGUACCCUCUGUUGGCACCUACGUGUUGAACAAACAGCCUCCUAACAAGCAGAUCUGGCUAUCGUCGCCGGUUUCCGGACCCAACCGCUUCGAUCUGUUUCGCGAACGAUGGGUCUCACUACGUGACGGAACAGAUCUGCUACAAGUUUUGAAUCAAGAGUUGGACCAGGUAUUCCCAGUGCCGGUGAACCUAGCCGGAUGA